UUGCUUUCCUAUUUCCGAAAGGAUUAGCUACUACGCAGUUUCCCUUUCUCCAAAUUUCUUCACAUAUCAUUAAAGACAAAGUUAAUGUUAGAUUUUCACCAAAAUCCUGGGAGCUUUUGGGUCCGUUCCCGACUGGAACACGUGAACAAGAUUUUGGUGCAGAUCCUUUGGAAGCUUAUGGUGGCUUUAGAAAUUUGAAUUUUUCUGAUACUAAAUCAUUCCUUUCUGAGUUGGCAGAUAAUGGGACGGUAAAAUGGUCAACUAUUGUGGAAAAUAUUGACGGUUCGGUUGAUCCAUUUGGCUGGGCAAUAAAUCAGUUCCAAAUGUGGGCAAGAGGUUAUUUUGAGCUUUUAGAUUCUGAUCUUAAAGAUGAAUCGGAUUCUAUUCCAGUUUUAGUUCAGUGUCAAAACAUUGGUGAUUUUUAUGUGGAUGAUCGAAGGCUCUUUGGUGAUGUGUAUGGAUACAAGAAUUCAUGGCAUGUUCUAUAUCUUCAUCCUGGUAUGCACGUUAUUAACGUUCGUCUGGUGAAUGAAAUUCGGAUCUUUGGUGGGAGAAUUCCUCCAGAUAUUCGGUUCCAAUGUUUUAUCAGAAAAUUGGAAUUGCAACAAAUUGGUGCGAUGGUGUUGGAUCACACUAUAAUUGUUCCUGAUUUGGUGGACGGUUUUUUGGCUGGAAAAUUUGCCAGCGUUGCAAUCUUGAAUACUCAAGAAAAAUCUUGGAUCACUGUCUCCAAUGUUAAUGUGAUAAAUAGCAAUGUUAACAUGACCGCAUCAUUGGCCUGCGGCCAAACUUUUAAUUCAAAAACCGGCAUUCGUAUUGCUCCAUCUCAACAGCGAAACAUCAAAAUAUAUCUAAGCAUUGAGUCACAAGUACACAAUGGGAUGCCAUUAUCAUUUCAAUUACAAUUUCUGAUCUCUUCUCGAACAGAAGGCAAAAUUAUUUUUUGGACUAAAGUCACAGAUAUUAUUUCAAUACAUAACAAGCAUUUUGGUGAUGCAUACAAAUUCACAUUCGAGGAUUUUGACACCACUGUGCAAUAUGCAAUGGCAAUCCCUCCUUCGAAACUAUGCCAACCUUAUAGGUGUCCUAUUUUAGUUGCUUUGCAUGGUGCAGGAGUUGAAGCUAAUUCAGAAUUUUGGAUAACUGCCUACAAAAGACAACAAAAUGCAUGGGUUCUUUUGCCUACUGGAAGAACACCAUGGGGAUAUGAUUGGCAUGGUCCUAGCUUAAAGAAUACUCAAACAGCAAUAAUAGCAUUGGAAAAAUUCUUGCCAGGUGUACAAAAACGUUUAAAACCAUUUUUAUUGCCAGAUUCUGACAGACUAUUCAUCUCUGGUCAUUCCAAUGGUGGUCAAGGCGCAUGGUUCUUUAUGUCUCACUUUCCAGAUUCUGUGAUUGCAGGCACUCCGGCUGCAGCAUAUACUAAAAUUCAGAGAUAUGUACCAUAUUAUUGGAAUAGUGAAUCUCAUUUAGACCCUAUCCUUAAAGGAAUCCUUGAAUCAUCAAUUGCUGAAUAUAAUAACGAUUUGUAUACUGCAAAUUUGGCAAGUAUUGUUGGCAUUCCAAUAUUAGCAAGAGCUGGCUCAGAUGAUGAUAACGUUCCACCUCUACAUUCUCGUAUGCUUGUCCGUCUUGUUAACGAACAUUCUGGCAAUCCACAAGCCAUCAAACUUUCUGAAAUACCUGGCAAAGGACAUUGGUUUGAUAAAGUUAUGAGUGAUGAUUUGAUGCAAGAAUUCUUGGAUGAACAUUUGAAGUUUAAUCAUUUAAAUCAAAGUGAUUCAUGUCCAAAAGAAUUUACUAUAAUCUUAUUGAACCCUGCAAGUUUUGGUAGUAAAUGUGGAAUUCAGGUUGAACAAUUGGGAAUUCCAUUCAGAUUAGGUAAACUUCAUGUACGAAUUGAAAAGUAUCCCCAUGGUCGAACAGCAUGGCAUAUCAAAACCUCCAAUAUUCGCAAAUUUAAAUUUGUAAAUAGCAUAAAAUUUCAGGCUGAACAUUUAAAUGUGGAACAAAUUAUAAUUGAUGGAAAACAAUUUGACUCUAGUCAUUUUUUAUUGAAUGGGCACUUUCUACAAAAUAAAAAUAAAUGGAAGGAAAAACAUCCAGCAACUUAUGGCCCCGCAAUAACAAUCCUUGAAUCUAUACAACCACUAAAAAUAGUUAUCGGAACAAUUAAAAAGGAUAACUUUAAUAAAUUUUUUGAGAUUGCUCAAGAAAUUGCACACAGUUGGUACCUUUAUGGUAGGGGAGACGCCGAAAUUUUGUUGGAUUCAGAGUUUUUAAGAAAAAAUCAAUUGAUGGAUAAAGGAAAUUUGAUUUUAUUGGGUGGUUCAUAUGAAAAUUAUGUAACAACCUUUUUAUUAAAAACCCGAUUUAGUGAAGUGAAAUUUAACAAGGAUGGUUCGUUUAGUCUGAAACAUAAAACAUUUUUCGAUUCUGGAUGUG
Racocetra persica is the source of this 2445-nucleotide messenger RNA. NCBI's taxonomy places the organism in Eukaryota, Fungi, Glomeromycota, Glomeromycetes, Diversisporales, Gigasporaceae. The record is from the annotation of a GenBank genome assembly.